AAACGUCAUACUAAAAUACCAACUGUAAUAAAAAAAAAAUUGAAGUACCAGCAGAAAAGAGGGGAGAGUAAAACCGAUUGAGGUUUCUGUAUUGGCUUGCCCUUUAUUGUCCACUGAUGCAGGAAUGUGAAGGAUGCUCUGCGUCCACCUGAUACUGCUCUGCGCCCGGGGGAGGGUCUCUCCAGUCUCCGCUCUGCCAUAACUCGGCCCAGCUCUGGCAGGCGGACACGCAUCCUUUGAGAGAUCUACUGGAAACAUGAUCACUGAGGGAGCCUAAACGCAUUCCUCGGCUCCGGUCAGACGAUUCGACGUCUUCAUGUGUUAUUCUCCAAAGACCAGACGAGCGAGGAGAGGAGAGGAGUGGAGACGGGGCGUCGGGUACAACAACAACAACAACAACAACAAGAAGCGGGAGCCGACAUCAUCAGCCGCCGCGGCGUGAGCGACGAGUUCAUCAUAAAGCUACGGUUUCCAAGAGGUCGUCCUCUGUUGAUCCGAAGCCCCAAGAACUCUGAAGAACGUUCCGGCACUGCCGUUAUCCCGACUUGUCUCUUCAUUCAUACUUUUGGUAACUUCCAGGAAGUGAUGAAGAUUUAGGGAAGAAAACCUCCCCAGUAAAUCACAAAGACAAACAGCUCGUAUCACAUGAUUGCUAUGGAGUGACGGGUCACAGCAGCUUUGAGUGGAACUUGACCAUGGUGUUGUUUCUGAUCGGAUCCUCCAUCACUGUCAACAAUUCAUCUCAUGACAACCGAACUGCAGAAAACCCCACCCACCACGGUGAUCACGUCCUGCCAUCGACUCUAAUCAUAUCCCUGCUUCUUAUCAUUGUUGUCCUGCUAACAAUCUACUGCCUGAGGUUUAAAAACCACAGGAAAGCCCUGGUCACAUCCGUGGAUAAGAAGAUUCCAAAUGGCUUCUUGGAGGAACAAGGAGAGCAGACAGUGGUCCUCCUCCCAAGAUCUCCCUCGCCGUCCAAGAGAUACUUCCCAAUCCCUCUGGACUCGAUGGAAGAGGAGUACCGGAUACGCUCCGCAGAUGACGGCAAACUCUUCAGAGAGGAGUUCAAUUCACUGCCGUGUUACUACCACCAUGGGUCCUUUGAGGAGGCAAGCAGGGAGCACAACAGAGAGAAAAACAGAUACCCAAACAUUUUACCAUACGAUCAUUCCAGGGUGAUACUCAGUCAGCUCGAUGGACAUCUGUGCUCAGACUACAUUAAUGCCUCUUGCAUAGAUGGAUAUAAAGAGAAGAACAAAUUCAUCGCAGCUCAAGGUCCCAAGCCUGAGACACUGGCUGAUUUCUGGCGAAUGAUUUGGGAGCAAAAAACCACAACGAUAGUGAUGCUGACAAAUUUGAAAGAAAGAAAGGAGGAGAAAUGCUGCCAGUACUGGCCGGAAAAAGGCUGCUGGAUGUACGGAAAUAUCCGCGUGGCGACUGAAGACGUCAUUGUGCUGGUGGACUACACCAUCAGAAAGUUCUGUGUUCAAUAUCAAGGCAGCGAUGGCGUUCGAGCUCCUCGGCUGGUCACCCAGCUCCACUUCACCAGCUGGCCAGACUUCGGGGUGCCGUUCACGCCGAUCGGAAUGCUAAAAUUCCUGAAGAAGGUCAAGGCUGUCAAUCCGUCAUAUGCUGGGCCUAUUGUUGUCCACUGCAGCGCCGGAGUCGGGAGGACGGGGACGUUCAUUGUCAUUGACAGCAUGAUCGACAUGAUGCACAUGGAGCAGCGAGUGGACGUCUUCGGCUUUGUGAGCAGAAUACGAGAGCAGCGCUGUCAACUCAUCCAGACAGACAUGCAGUACUCCUUUAUCUACCAGGCUCUGUUGGAGUACUAUCUGUACGGAGACACUGAGCUAGAUGUGUGCUCUCUGGAGGGCCAUCUGCAAAGGCUUCACAACACCAGGGCCCCCCACGACAGGCUGGGCCUGGAGGAGGAAUUCAGGAAGCUGACCAACGUUCGCAUUAUGAAGGAGAACAUGAGAACCGGGAACCUUCCAGCCAACAUGAGGAAGAACCGCGUGCUUCAGAUCAUCCCGUAUGAUUUCAACCGAGUAAUACUCUCAGUGAAAAGAGGACAGGAGUUCACCGACUACAUCAAUGCCUCCUUUAUUGAUGGCUACAGGCAGAAGGACUAUUUUAUCGCAACCCAGGGCCCCCUGUCUCACACUGUGGAGGACUUCUGGAGGAUGGUGUGGGAGUGGAGGUGUCACUCAAUCGUUAUGCUCACCGAACUCAAAGAAAGAGAGCAGGAAAAGUGUUUCCAGUAUUGGCCAUCAGAGGGCAGUAUAACAUUUGGAGACUACACAGUGGAGCUGAAACUGGAAACGCAGUGUGAAACCUUCACGCGCAGAGAUAUGGUUCUCUCCAACAAGCCAGAAAAACAGUCGCAACACGUCCGACACUUCCACUUCCACGGAUGGCCCGAGAUCGGAAUACCAGGAGAGGGAAGGGGGAUGAUUGACAUUAUUGCUGCUGUGCAGAGGCAGCAGCAGCAGUCUGGAAACCGUCCCAUAGUUGUACACUGCAGCGCCGGCGCGGGACGGACUGGCACCUUUAUUGCACUCAGCAACAUUCUGGAAAGAGUAAAAGCCGAAGGCCUCCUGGACGUAUUUCAGACAGUCAAGAGUUUACGCAUGCAAAGACCACACAUGGUUCAGACCGUGGAGCAAUAUGACUUCUGCUACAGAGUGGUCCAGGAUUUUAUCGACAUUUUCUCAGACUAUGCCAAUUUUAAAUAGGUCACUUUGUAUAUACAUCAGCCAAAUAAAAGUCUGCUUUGUUUUUUCUUGA
Molecule: messenger RNA, 2790 nt
Organism: Poecilia reticulata (guppy)
Lineage: Eukaryota; Metazoa; Chordata; Actinopteri; Cyprinodontiformes; Poeciliidae
Product: receptor-type tyrosine-protein phosphatase epsilon-like
Biological process (GO): protein dephosphorylation
Molecular function (GO): protein tyrosine phosphatase activity
Source: RefSeq, a predicted model, not a curated record